Molecule: messenger RNA, 795 nt
Organism: Schistosoma rodhaini
Lineage: Eukaryota; Metazoa; Platyhelminthes; Trematoda; Strigeidida; Schistosomatidae
Source: the annotation of a GenBank genome assembly
AUGUGGUCGUCAACUGACUAUGGUAGUAGUAUUGGAACUACAAGUGAUUUUGGUGGAGGUUAUAUGGCAUCGAUGGGUGCCACAACUGGACAAAAGAAGAUUAGUUACCAGGGUACUAUUGUUCCUUGUACGUGUGCCGAAAUAAUGGCCGCAAAUCAGGAUGGUGAUAGAUUUGUGUCUCCAUGUGGAAUAGAAUUUAGUCAAAUAUCAGUUGUUGGGAUUAUUCGUUCGGUAAAUGAGUCAAGUACACGCGUAGAGUAUGAGAUUGACGACUAUACAGGACCAUGUUUGCCAGUAAAACUCUUUACAGAGGAUCAGGACAAUACAUCUUCCGGUCCACAAUCACGUCCGUUUCGCGAAUUAUCGUAUGUACGAGUACAUGGUCAUGUCCGGAACUUCCAGGGAGUCAAACAUGUUAUUGCUUUCCGAGUCAUCCAUUUGUCAGACAUGAAUGAACUUACUACUCAUAUAAUGGAAGUGAUUUAUACAAGAAUGUUGUAUACAAAAAUCAAACAAGAUGAGAAUAAUGGCACGAACGUCAAAAGUAAUUUCAACGAGGGGGUUUCGCAUAAUGUACCUGGUUCUAUUAGUAAUGGACUCACUGUCUUGCAAAAUCAGAUACUCGCAAUAGUUAGAACGUUUGUUGGUGAGCGUGGAAUUCCUGUAUCCCAAUUAACGGAAAAGCUGCGUGGGAUACCCGAAAGGCAAAUAAGGGAGGACUUGGAUUUCCUUAGUGCUGAGGGUCAUGUAUAUUCGACUGUGGAUGAUGAUCACUUCCGAGCUACUGAAGCAUAA